Molecule: messenger RNA, 2498 nt
Organism: Phodopus roborovskii (desert hamster)
Lineage: Eukaryota; Metazoa; Chordata; Mammalia; Rodentia; Cricetidae
Gene: Gorab
Product: golgin, RAB6 interacting
Exons: 5
Coding region: 106-1209 (367 amino acids)
Biological process (GO): non-motile cilium assembly
Source: RefSeq, a predicted model, not a curated record
GCGCGCUGAUUGGCUGUUGGGAAGGAACCCGGAUGUGCCUGGAAGCUGUGUUGGCAGUCUGAGCGCUGAGGUUUGGGCGCUCUUGGGGUCCCGAGGGCCGGGCGGAUGGCUCAGGAUUGGGCGGGCUUCUCUGAGGAAGAGCUGAGGAGGCUGAAGCAGAAUAAAGAUCCGUUUGAACCUCAGCGCCGUCUCCCUGUGAAAAAAACUCGACAACAGCUUCAACGAGAAAAAGCCCUUCUAGAACAGAGCCAAAAACUUGGACUUCCAGAUGGAUCCGCUUCAUUACCUCCAGAGCAGAUGCUCUUUACACCCAAACAGAGAGUUAACAAUGAAAAAACAAGUCCUUCCCUGGCAGUCCCUAACCCUCUCGCACUCAGCUCUUCCACUGGCAAUGGGAAGCCACAAGGUAUUGAAAGUCAGCCACAGGAAGCAGGGCUUCACAAUUCCCACAGCGGCCACAGAAAUGCCGAGGUUCUAACACCAAAGCCAGAUUGCAAAGUGGAAAAAAAGAAAAUGGAAUUGCAAGAAAAAUCUCGUUGGGAAGUCCUCCAACAAGAACAGCGACUAAUGGAAGAGAAAAAUAAACGUAAGAAAGCCCUUUUGGCUCAAGCCAUUGCUGAAAGAUCUAAAAGGACCCAAGCAGAGACCAUGAAACUCAAGAGGAUCCAGAAGGAGUUACAGGCCUUAGACGACAUGGUGUCAGCUGACAUUGGGAUCCUCAGGAACAGAAUUGACCAGGCCAGCCUAGAGUAUUCCUAUGCACGGAAGCGGUUUGACCGGGCUGAAGCAGAGUACAUUACAGCGAAGCUGGAUUUGCAGCGCAAAACCGAGACGAAAGAACAGCUCACUGAACACCUCUGUACCAUCAUCCAGCAGAAUGAGCUCCGGAAGGCCAAGAAGCUAGAGGAGCUGAUGCAGCAGCUGGAUGUACAGGCUGAUGAGGAGGCUCUGGAGCUGGAGGUGGAGGUUGAACAGUUGCUUCGAGACCAGGAAGCAGAGGCAGGCAAACAAGUGGUUCCUGUAGAGAGGUUGUGCCAGCCUGCUGCAGAGAAUGUGUCUUCAGGGUCAGCUGACAGCAACAAAGAGCCUCAAGUGCAAGCUACUUCUCCAGAGGCAGACAAGCCGGGCAGACAUUCCAGUAACCCUCCCCUUAGACUAGACUGCCCAGGUCAAGGAGCCAAGAACUUUUCAGCUGCUGUAGCCACAUGAGGGGCUGGUGUUUGUUUAGUUAGCAUAUCUCUGAGGUAAAUUAGCCUGUCAAUGACAAGAGUUCUUUAAACCUGUUUGUGUUUGAAUCCAUGCUUAGUGUUGGUAUGUUAACAUAUCUCAUCAUUUCAAAGUCACAGGUUGUGACAGUUUUAUAUCUAGGAAGUAUUGACUACUCAGUGUUCCUUCAGUCCUUAUUACUGAGUUAAAAUAAGUAAAUCAAAGGAUGGAAGAGCCUGGGGCCCUGGGUUUGAUUUUCAACACUACAAAACUAGUAGAAGAUAAACUACAUGGCUAGAGGAUUUGAGCAGGUAAAUUCAGAAAAGCAGAGUGAGAGGGUCCUCAAUGCUUGACCAAACUUGUGAUAAAAUAUUGACUGCAUGGUCGAUUUAUGCAGUCAUUAAAACAAAAAUUACCUUAGUGAGAGGAGAAGAGAAAAAUCAGAUUAAAUUGCCUCUCUGGUUACUAUUAGAGUAACCAAAUACAACUUGGAAAUCACAGCUUAUGUUAAGAACUAGACAACUUAAGCCAACAUUAUUUUCCCUUUAAUUUGCCAGUAAAUGGUUUCUUGUUUAUACCUAAAUUUUGGUCAGUUAAUAUACAUUUAUAAACAAACUGUCUAUGUGUAAUUUUACUUUUGGCAUAUUCUGUUUAGCUCAAUCAGUGAAUUGAUAGGUAAAAUAUAGACAAAGGAUUUCUAAAGUGAAUAUGAAAAUGGACAAUGUUAUUGCCACCUGAUUAUCCAGCAAUGAUGUAUUCCCUUCCUAAAAGUCUGUAACAUGGGCAUUUUAUAUGUUGAGUAUUAAUUACCCUAUCGUAAAGUAAAGCAUUUAAAUUGUUAAAGUACUCAUGUUUAGUACUUUCAUAGUUUGUUGAUUACCUGUUCCCUAAUACUUGGCAACUGCUUUGUGCUGUAUAUGAAUGUGUAUAUAAAUAUUUUAGUUUUGCCACAAAGUAUGUUUGUAUUAUCAUAAAUUAUGAUUUAUCAAAAAUUAUAAAAAUUGCUUUCAGUAAUAAAAAAGGAAAAGACAGUUAUAUCCAUAAUACAGUAUAGAAAAGUUGGAGACAUCCUAUUUUUAAAUUGUUUUUUAAGGUAUUAUCUUCUGAUAAUAAGAAUGCAUUGUAUUUUUCUAAGACCUAAGUUGCAAGAAUAAUUUUCCAUUACUAACUUCUAAAUACGAACAUUUAUUUAGUGUUAUUUUUAUUUAUGAAUGACAUACAUACAAAUUUAAACUUCAUUGCCCAAUACAGUCUUAUUUUUCUAAGGAAUAAACAAGUCUGAUGUGUUUACA